ACCCUUCCCCUAGGACUCCAAGUCUCCACCAUUUUUUCGACCUUCGUUUCCAACUUUCUAUGUGUUAAUCAUCCCGUCUCUUAGCUAGCUUUCUGCCACUCUUUCUUCCUCCGAAACCUUUUAAUUUGGUGCCUGCUGCUUCAAUGGCGGAUACUGGUUCAGGCUGGGCUAAGAGAAUGUGCUCGGUGCCUGAAAGGGCCAAGCUGCACAUGGCCAUGUUGGCCCUGCAGUUUGGUUAUGCUGGGUUUCAUGUCGUCUCACGAGCGGCUCUCAAUAUGGGCAUAAGCAAGAUUGUGUUCCCCGUCUACAGGAACAUCAUCGCUUUGCUUCUGCUCGUUCCUUUUGCUUAUUUUCUAGAGAAGAAAGAGAGGCCAGCCAUGACUCUUAAUUUUAUGGUUCAGUUUUUCCUCCUUGCGCUAGUCGGAAUAACAGCCAACCAAGGAUUCUACUUGUUGGGUUUGGACAACACAUCGCCCACUUUCGCAUCUGCCAUUCAGAACUCGGUUCCAGCCAUAACCUUUCUUAUGGCUGCCAUACUCAGGAUAGAACAAGUACGCUUAAAUAGAAAAGACGGCAUUGCCAAAGUGGUCGGAACUCUCUCCUGUGUCGCCGGAGCUUCGGUCAUCACCCUAUACAAAGGCCCAACCAUCUUUAGGCCCUCCCCACAUCUACACCAAACACCACUCCUGCUUUCGUUAGGGGACGCUAAAGGCAAGAACUGGACCUUGGGGUGCAUUUACCUCAUUGGGCACUGCCUCUCCUGGUCAGCCUGGCUCGUCUUACAAGCACCCGUCCUCAAGAAAUACCCAGCUCGACUGUCUGUCACCUCUUAUACUUGCUUCUUCGGCGUCAUACAGUUCCUAGUAAUUGCCGCCUUCAUCGAGAGAAACUCUCAAGCUUGGAUAGUUCACUCCGGCGCCGAGCUCUUCAGUGUUUUCUACGCGGGAGUGGUAGCUUCAGGGAUCGCCUUUGCUGUUCAGAUCUGGUGCAUUGACAGGGGUGGCCCUGUGUUUGUGGCAGUGUAUCAACCUGUCCAGACCUUGGUUGUCGCCAUUAUGGCCUCCAUCGCUUUGGGUGAACAGUUCUACUUGGGAGGGAUCAUCGGUGCAGUGCUGAUUAUAAUCGGAUUGUACCUGGUACUGUGGGGGAAAAGCGAGGAGAGAAAGUUUGCAAAGGAAACAGCUGCGAUCAUCACCUCAGCCUCCGAGCAAGGAAGCAACAGGAUGUCGAGCCACCCCAAGUCCUCCCUCGUCCAGCCCUUACUGUCUCCGUCUACCGAGAAUGUUUGACGGGGGAACCCAGCAAACUUCUUCAGCUACGGACUACAGUGUUGAUCUUGAUCUCUAUAAGCCUGUGUGUAUGAUCUAUGUAUUUUUUAGUCCUUUGUACUUAAGCUAAGAUGACGGUCAAUGUUUUGAAGGAAGAUCAAACUACCUAUCAAUUAUCACAUCUUAAAAGUGAAAAGAGGAUUAGUUAUUGGGCAGGGCCACUUAUUAGGGUUAUCAAUGGCUUGAUCACAUCCAAGGUAACGUUUGGUUUGGAGAUCAUGAUGAGACAUCAGGGAUGUUGAGAAAAUAAGCGGACCCCACUUUUUCUAUUUUAUAUUAUCAACAAUGGGACGCAUGUCAUCUUUCCUGUACGUAAUUAGGGUUUUGUUUGUCAUUUAUCACCUUAAUUACACGUUUUCAAUGAUUUCAGUAACAUUUCAAUGCUGGCUAUCCUUAUGCA
Messenger RNA from Nelumbo nucifera (sacred lotus), 1728 nucleotides. RefSeq names its product protein WALLS ARE THIN 1-like. The record is from RefSeq and is a predicted model, not a curated record. Lineage: Eukaryota; Viridiplantae; Streptophyta; Magnoliopsida; Proteales; Nelumbonaceae. Gene Ontology annotation, cellular component: membrane. Gene Ontology annotation, molecular function: transmembrane transporter activity.